Molecule: messenger RNA, 885 nt
Organism: Eimeria mitis
Lineage: Eukaryota; Apicomplexa; Conoidasida; Eucoccidiorida; Eimeriidae
Product: eukaryotic translation initiation factor 3 subunit 8, putative
Exons: 2
Coding region: 1-885 (294 amino acids)
Biological process (GO): translational initiation
Cellular component (GO): eukaryotic translation initiation factor 3 complex
Molecular function (GO): translation initiation factor binding; RNA binding; translation initiation factor activity
Source: RefSeq, a predicted model, not a curated record
AUGGCUAAGUGGGGUGUACGGGAGGAGGGGGAGAGGAAGCGAGGGAAAACAUCUAAGAAGAAGAGCGGAACGAAGGGGUCGAAGCCAGCACCUAAGGAGACCUCACCGGGAGCAGCAGAGGCAGGUUUCUCAACAAAAGAUAUGGAGCAUCUGUUUGAUAGCACAGAUAUAAAUGAGGAGGUGAUAGCGAAGCGUGUGCAGAUGGUGGUAGAGAAGAGAGGUCGUAGAGGUGUAGAUAAACUCGAACAAAUGCGUAUUCUGAAACGGCUAGCUGAGCUAGCUGAGACUGUUAGCCCACAGUGUCAUCUUGAGGUGUUAGGACACCUAAUAAGUGCAGAGUUCGAUACCACAUCUGGCGUCUUCACUAGCAUGCCGCUGCAUAUAUGGAUGGAAACCUUUGCUGGCGUCAAGCUGCUUCUCUCUAUCAUGGAGGAGAACAAGGGGGCUUACUUGGUUCCGCUUGCGGGGCUCGCAGAGGCCUCUUCGCCUGAGGAGAUACAACAAAUAUCUGCUUCUAUUCUCACUUCGUUUGUUGAACGUUUAGAUGAUGAUCUUAUGAAAUCACUUCAGUCAACAGAUGUACACUCAGAUGAAUACAAAGAAAGACUGGGGAAAAGCAUCGAUAUACUCGCACUCCUCUGGCGCACAUUCUGCUUCCUAGAUGAAAGAGGAUUCAAAACACAGGCCGCAACUGUUGCUCUUAAAGUCAAUGAACACAUGCACUACAAGCCGGACGCUAUUGCAAUAAAGAUGUGGGAUGUGCUUCGGAAGGAAUUGCCCGAGGAGCUUUGCAAAGACCUCCCAGGGGAGAAUCUGGCGCCCACCGCCUUUAUUGAAACGCUCACCCGCUAUGUGUUCAAACACUGUGCGUCUCUACACCAAUGA